This is a messenger RNA of Xyrichtys novacula (pearly razorfish), 15048 nucleotides long. The record is from the annotation of a GenBank genome assembly. NCBI's taxonomy places the organism in Eukaryota, Metazoa, Chordata, Actinopteri, Labriformes, Labridae.
AUCGACUCCACUGUUGUUUUGUAAACGAAGAAGAACCUCCUGCUAGAAACAGCUGUAGUGUAGCUUAAAGUCUCAUAGUCACAGUGUAUUCAGCCACGAAAACAUGAAGAAAUUUUCUUGUUAAUAGUUAGAAAGGACAGAAAAAGUAUAAAUAUUUCGCUUGUAGCCUUUUGUUGUUACUGAAACUUAAAGAUAUUGUAUAUUACAGCCUUUAGCCAUUAGCUUCGCAGCUUGCUGGUUCAUUUAGCUUACUUAGCUAGCUGUCACGGAGGAGGGGGUUGUUUUGUUCUCUGUUAUAGCGGCUGUUUCUUUAAUAACACAUGAGUGUGUCUCUGGUUGUGAUCCGUCUGGAACUCGCCGACCAGUCUCCUUUUCCUGAAGGUUUCCAGUACUCUGCUGGUGAGUUUGAACCUCUUUUAUUUAAUAACGUUAAAGUUUGAAUUAGCCCAGCAGGAGAAGGAGGAGGAACUGAGGAGGACUCGGUACUCUGUCAAAGUGGAUCUGUUAUCAGAAACUAACCUCUGUGUGGUUAAAUGUGUGCUGUCUGCUCCUCUUCUUCUUGUCUGCAGUGGAGGGUAUGUCAGAGGAGGACCUGCAGGAGAAAGCUCUGGGUUUAGCUAAACACAGUCUGGGAGGAAAAACCGAUCUGGAGAAAGCUGCGGUCCUGCACCAGCACAUCGGCAGCAGAGCUAUGGGAGACAUGGUCAUAGAAACCUUUGAGCCCAGCCCAGGUGAGUCCAACCCUUCAGAAAAAACGUUUUCAGUGUUCUGAAAAACAUGCACUGAUAAAUCGGCCAGCCGGCCGAUCGAUCGGCGCCGAUUUCCUUGAUUUUCAAACCUUGUGAUUUCCUUUAUUUGUAAAUGCAUGAUACUGCUGUGCACCUUUUUUUUUUUUUUGUUAAGAGGAGCAACAAGUCUGACCUGUAUAUGACCAAGUAUUGUUAAUUUUUAAAAUGUGGAAAAUAAAAGACUUGAUGAACUGAUAUAAUGUAGUAGUUUGGACACCAAUAUUCGAAACUUUUCAUUUAUAUUUGAGAGAACGACCUCAUGUGCAAUUAAAACAAACAAAAAGUUUGUAUUGUUCCACAAGUAUUGUUCAAUGUUUUUCAUUAACAUAAGAUUGGAGCAUCAAAGGUGUAUGUUGUCAGUUAUAAAAAUAAAAAUCGAUAUUGGCAGGUCAAGCUUUUUUAAAGACAGGUGAUCGGACAGAAAUUUGUGAUCGGUGUCUCUGGGAUCAAACUUUAAAACUCGUUUCUGAUGUGUAGAUAAGGGUGGAGGUGAAGACCCCAGUGGCCCAGGUGAUCAGAACAGUGACCCCCAGGCUCCUCAGACUCAAGCAGAAGGUCAGGAGGUCACAGAGGGGUCACAGGACAGCGGUGAGAAGACAGGCGCCGCUCCAGAUUCUCCAUCCAAACAGCUCCCGGAUCAGAUUUCCUUCUUCAGCGGGAACCCGUCAGUGGAGAUCAUCCACGGGAUCAUGCACCUCUACAAAACCAAGUGAGUCCGACCUAGCUGACAUGGUUUUCAAUCAAUCAACAAACUUUAUCUUUAAAGCUCUUUUCAUACAUAGAAUGUAGCACAAAGUGCUGUCCAUUCACGCAGGAUAUUAAAAAACAAUAAAAUAAAAUAAAUACAAAUACCAAACCCCAUUCAACACAUACAGCGCUCACACGCUCACACACAGAGAUACACACACAAAAGACCAGAUGAGGACUCUUCAACUUGCCAGAGAUGACUGAGGAAAUGCUACCUUGAGUUAAAAAAGAUGAGGAAACACUGGAUCUAGGACUAAAACAAUAAAACCAUGUUAAAUAUAAUAAAGGUGAUAAAACGUUAAAAGUUAAUGAAAUAAAAGUCUUAAAAUCAAACAAUAACAGAAAGUAAAUUUAAAAAGAGGUAAUGCAGAUGAAAAUAUUAAAACAAAGUUCAAGCCAGACUAAAAAGGUCGGUCUUUAAUUUACUUAAAAAAAUAUGAACAGUAGGUGUCGCUCUCAGGUCUGCAGGUAGGCUAUUCCACAGAUGGGGACCGUAAUAUUGGAACGAUGAUUCACCAUAUGUUUUAGUUUUUACUUUGGGAAUAAUUAAAAGGCCAUCACCUGAAGACCUGAACUUUAAAAAGCUUCAAAAACUCAUCGCCUCAGAGGUUCUCUAUCAUCUUAGCUCUCGAUCUGUUGUUGCAGUAAAAUGACGUCUCUGACUGAAGACGUGCGACGCAGCGCCAUGGUUUGUAUCCUCACCGUUCCAGCGACCAUGACCAGCCAUGACCUCAUGAAGCUGAUGGCGCCUUUUAAUGACGUCAUGGAGCACAUGAAGAUCAUACGAGACUCCACCCCGAACCAGUACAUGGUUCUGAUCAAGUUCUGCACACAGGUGAGACCUCGGUGCUGCUGUGGUUAGAGAUUCUCCUCUGUUUGUUUACCAAAGUGAUUUAUUUUUACUGACUUCAUCUGAGGCGGUUUUGGAUUGAAUUAAUUACAGUUAAAGGGAUAUUCCGGCCUAAAAUUAUUUUAGGGUUGAACACACCGAGUUAGACACCACCUCGAGAGAUGAAUGUUGCCGACCGCUUGCUUCUCUAGUUAUACCAACUUUAGUAAUGACCGCAGGACAGCAAUACACAGCUGUCUGAGGAGCCAUAAACAAACCUCAACCAAAACGCCACUCUAUAGCCACAAAUAAUGCUCAGAAUAGCACCUAACUUCAUCAACAGUACAUAUAGGGUCCUAACCAUAGUACGAGCCAUCAAACAUCUUUUUAACUUGGUCUGAAAUCCUUAGCAAGGAGACUAAACACAACUCACCUACUCUCUUCCAGCAGCCGCUUGUUUGUAGCGAGACCUCAGGCCAGUCCAUUACGGACUACAGCGGGGUGACGCAGCUCAAGGAAGAACAUUUAUGAUCAUUUCUCCAUGGAAAUGCAAUCAGACUGAGACGCUAAGACAGAAGAACUACCAUGUCUGUAGUGCAAAAUGAUUAAUAUGGUGAUUAUUACUUCAAGGAAAUGAUAAAGAAAUAAUCAUAAAUGUUCCAAAUGUUCCUUCAGUAAAACACCGUGCUGGUUUGAAGAAGAAGAAGAGAGCGGUCAAUGAAAUCAUUUUUGUGGUCUUUUUUCUCUGACUCGACACAAACACAGUGUCAUUUCUCAGCUGUGCACUUUGGAGUCCUGUCAUGUAAAUGUAGUUUGUGGAGCAUAUUUCAGAGUUCAGGUCAAUAUUUAACUUUUGUCUUCUCUCUCUCUCUUUGUUCAGGCAGACGCAGACAGUUUUUACACAGCCUGUAAUGGCCGCCAGUUCAACUCCAUAGAGGAGGCCGUGUGUCAGCUGGUUUAUGUGGAGCGGGCCGAGGUCAUCAAGUCUGAGGAGGUAAAUCAAACGCUCUGGGGGGUGUGUCUGUAAAUAUCUCUGUCUUGAGGUCGUUUUGGCGGGUUAGAGUUUUGGCUGUCGCUUGCAUGUGAUGAUGUCACUUUUGAUGUUUGUAUUAUGACCUCAUUAUGACGCAUUAACACCACAUUAAACCUGAUCAGUUUAAAUUAUUCGUCUGAAUCCUUGCACUCUGCAGUCUUGGUCUGUGAUGGCUGCUGUAACCCAACACUGCUGCAGCACUUUGGGGCGCAGUUUCCUGUCUCUUACCCUCCUCCUCCAUCUCCUCCUCUUCCUCUACUUCUUCUUCUUCUUCCUCCACCUCCUCCUCAGGGAGCCAGUCUGCCGGUGAUGGAGCUGACCGAGCUGCCAAAGUGCACCGUGUGCCUGGAGAGGAUGGACGAGUCAGUGAACGGCAUCCUCACCACUCUGUGCAACCACAGCUUCCACAGCCAGUGUCUGCAGCGCUGGGAGGACGCCUCGUAAGUCACAAAGACACACCAUCAGACAUUUCUGCUCUUUAGAUUAUGUUAUGCUCUUUCUCUUUCAUUUUCUGCUCUUCAGAUCAUCUCAUGGUUUUAAUUUUGAGACCUCUGAUUAGAGAGAAAAGCAUUUCUGACCUCUUUUCUACAUGUGACUCAAACCUCACUGCUGUCAGGAUUCUUCGGUUCGUCUUAUCUGCUCUAUGAAAGCAACAGUUCAUGAGAAUCUGAGUCUAGAAACAGGAGCCAGGUCUGUGUUUGACUUAAACCGCCAGGUGGAUCAGAUUUGGAGUCGAGUGGAGAACAUCUCCAGCCAAUCACUUCUGGAGUUUUUGAAAUCAUGUUACUUUGUUUUUAACUCUUCACUGGCUGGAUAGUUAGACUUCAGGAUCCUGGGUUCUCCAAGAGUUAAGAUGAGGUAGAACUGAAUGACAGCCCAGCUCACCACAGAGUGUCUAAAAAGAUCUGUUUUUUUGGACUGAAGUGGACCAGGAGACCUUUUUUUAGAUCACCAGGUUAAAGGGAUAUUCUGGUGUAAAAUUAAUUUGUGGUCAAACACACCGUAACACCAAGUUAGACACCCUGUCGAGAGAUGAAUUUUGCAGACCGCUUGCCUCUCUAGUCAUACCAACUUUACUAACGACCACACGAUAGUAAUCCACAGUGGUCUGAGGAGCCAUAAACAAACCUUAACCAAAACGCCUUAAACAAUGCUUAGUCAUUAUUUAUUGGAUAUGCAAUCAGACCGAGACACUAAGGCAGAAGAACUACCGCAUCUGCAGUGCAAAAUGAUUAAUAUAAUGAUUACUACUUCAAGGAAAUGAUAAAGAAAUGAUCAUAAAUGUUCUUCCUUGAGCUGCGUCACCCCACUGUAGAGGUCUCGCUACAAACAAGCGGCUACUGGAAGAGAGAAGGUGAGUUGUGUUUAGUCUCUUUGCUAAAGAAAUUAGUCAAAGCUAAAAAGAUGUUUGGUGGCUAGUGCUGUGGCUAGGAACCUAUAUGUACUGUUGAUGAAAUUUUUACUUUAAAAAAGUAACAACAAAUUAAUUUUACGCCAGAAUAUCCCUUUAAGACGAGAUACUUGAGCUCCUGUAACUCACUGUCUUUGAUUUGAAGGUCUCUGGGCUGGAACAGUGGGACCUUUGUGGUACCAGGUGUGCUCAAAUCCCCCUCAAGGUUCUACGCCUGGCAGCGACCUCACCAAAUAUGAUUGGCUGUUAGUUUUAAUGAUGUUUCACUCUGAUAGGCUGGAGAGUUUUAGGAUGUCGUUUUUACGGUCUUAAACAUACAGGGUUAUUAGUACGUGUAUGAUGAGAAAGUAAAAUCAGAGCCAGGGGGAGUUGUAAUUGGUUAGGGUUGGGUGUGUGUGUGUGUACAGGCCAAAAGUUUGGGAGCAAGAUCAGAUUUGUACAAAAAAGAUCAUAGUUUCAUAUAUAUAAUUUGCAACACAAUAAACAUGACUAUUGUGUAAAGAGCAACUUAUCAGAAGACAUUUUGACUAUAAUUAUUAAGUAUUUGAGUUAUUGAUGCUUAGACUUUGCUUUCUUUAAAGUAACCUCCUCUGGUUUUAACAACAGCUUGGCAAGUACCAGGCAAAAAAGAGAACACCUUCAUCUUCUUUUUUGUCUAGGUAACCCUGACAGAGCUUGGCAGAAUGCUUAGGGUCAUUGGCCCUCAUUUAUCAUCUUGCACAGAUCUGAGCGCAGGAUUCAUCCUGCGAUAGGACACACGUGAGAUUUAUGAAAGGGUUUGUAUCUGACCAAUCCCAGCGUACGUAUGAUGGGAUCUUGAUAAAUGCGGCGGCUGAAAUCGAUCAUCAUUAACAUGUUGACGCCCUUGAAUAUUCGUGGUUCUGAAGCCUCGCCCACUGAGGUCAAAAAUGAAAGAGGAGAAAAAUUAGAAAGAUUCAAAACUUUUUCGGGCUGAAAGUAGAUAUCCUCACAUCUGUGGUGGAAACUAACAAGGAUUUUCUCUUUGGAAGCAUCAAAACUGGUACCAGAAAACUCCUGUCUGGAGCAGGAUUAUGGUGGCGCUGAACAGCGCUGCCAUGGAAUAGCGGACAGUGGCUGAAGUUUGAAUAAAUCAUCAGACAAUAAGUUGCUCAUGAUGAUAAAUUAAUAUCUCAUACAUGCCUUAUAUUUUUUAUUGCCAUGACAUAGGGUACGUUGCUCCUUUUACUGAAAGUAUUUAGUUUUAAUUUGUUGCGUCUUUGUAAUGUAGAGCAGACUGGAGAGUCUGACAGAGGCUCAACAAAAAUAAUUAUUAACGUCACCAAACGGUGUGUUGCUGCCCCUGAGGUACAUUUUAUGGAUUUCUAUUGGAUUUUAUCACUGAUUAAUUAGCAAGAGCACUUUCUAAACUUAUACUUUACAUGUCAGAAUCCAUCAAUAAGGUCCUGUCUCCUCUGUACAGCACCUUUACGGAGUCUCUCCUUGUUAUUGUUCUCUGGGCAUCGGGUCCUCACGUUGCACCGGCACAGCCAACGGCACUCCAUUCGCCAGUGCAACAUUGUGCAAAACUGUACUGGCUGAAAUGAUGUCCCACACCCUUUCAGGAGUGUACAACAAUGUCCCAGUACAGAUUUGUACAUUGAGGAAAGAAGGAUACACAGAAAGAGAAAUAGCAAAACGCCUAAAGGUGUUUAACGAAGGAGUCCACUACACUCUGAAGAGACUAGAGGAACCUGGAAGUUAUGAUGAUAGAAAAAGGCCUGGACGAAAGAGAGUUACUAAAAAAGCAGAGGAUAAACAUAUCAUUGUCACCAGUGAGAGAGAUCGGUGAAAGACAGCACCACAAAUAAGGGAGGAAAUCAACAUGACAAGGUCGAAACCCAUAUCUCUGACAACCGUGAAAUGAUGUUUGAGAAAGGCUGGUCUGAAGGGUUGUGUAUCUGCAAAAAAACACUACUUCGUCCACAGAACAAGAAAAAGAGAUAUGAGUGGGCAAAAGCUCACAAAAAUUGGACCUAUGAUGACUAGAAACAAGUUUGCACUGUUUGGUUCAAAACGCAGAGUCUAUGUCCGCAGACAAACUGGUGAACGUCUGAAAGCACCAUGUGUUACACCCACAAUUCAGCAUGGAGGUGGUAGUUCCAUGGUAUGGGGAUGUUUUGCAGGUGAUGGAGUAGAAGAUUUGUUUGACGUAAAGGGUAUCAUGAAGAAGGAACAGUACCACUCCAUCCUCCAGCACCAUGCUGUUCCAUCUGGACUCAGACUUGUGGCUCAUAAGUUUGUUUUGCAGCAAGACAAUGACCCUAAGCACUCUGCCAAGCUCUGUCAGGGUUACCUGGACAAAAAAGAAGAGGAAGGUGUUCUUCAAAAGAUGGUUUGGCCCCCUCAGUCUCCAGACCUUUCUUCAAUAGAGCUUGUGCGGGAUGAAUUGGAUCAAUCGGUCAGAAAAACGCAUCCCACAAAUCAGCAGUCUCGUUUUAAUGAACUUAAGAAAGCUUGGAAUGCAAUCCCUGGAACAUACCUUAAAAAACUUGUGGAACAAAUGCCUGGUAUAUGCCAAGCUGUUGUUAAAGCCAGAGGAGGUUACUUUAAAGAAAGCAAAGUCUAAGCAACAAUAACUCAAAUACCUAAUAAUUAUAGUCAAAGUGUCUUCUGAUAACUUACUGUUUACACAAUAGUCAUGUUUAUUGUGUUGCAAAUUAUAUAUAUGAAACUAUGAUCUUUUUUUGUACAAAUCUGAUCUUGCGUCCAAACUUUUGGCCUGUUGUGUAUACAGAAAAGUCAAAUUAAAGAAACGAGAAAAGGAAAAAAUAAAAGACAAACAAACACAGUAGCCUUGACAUGAAUAAUAACAAUAAUGGUAAAACUGAUAAAAGUGAAUCUAAUAAAAAUAAUAGCACUAGCUAUAGCGAAAGCAAUUACCAUAAUAGUGAUGAUGAAAGAAUAUUAUAUUCAUUAAGUGCUAAAAACAGCAGUGUGGUGAGUCAGCGUUAAAGGUUAUCAGUUGGUUUUAAAAGAAGAAUCAUUAUGACUGUACUGUGUCGAUACUUGAAGCUGAUUGGUCAAAACUCCAUAACAAAAGUCGUCAACUCUCAGAGAUCGCACACGUCUUUCCUCUGCCUGUUGACAUUGUGGUAAAAACUCGAGUUUCCAUUGUUAUCACUUAUUUGUUUAAAAAAGAUGAAUCGUCCCACAGUCAUUCAGAAAAGGUCUCAUGCUCUCUCUCCCCUGACUCCUCCUCCUCCUUCUCUUCUUCUGGUGGUUUCUGUCACUCUUUUGUCAUCUGUUGUUUUUAGUCCUCUGUUCCACAAAGAGCCGCUCCUGUCCACAGCAGACCAGUAUGUGCUUUGUUCCUAGGUGUCCCGUGUGUCGGUACUGCCAAACCCCAGAGCCGGUAGAGGAGAACAAGUGCUUCGAGUGUGGAGUUCAGGAGGUAACAGACAUCAGCUCUCUGUGUUUUCUUCUUCUUUUGUCAAACCACUGCUGCUUUAUGAACCCUCGCUCUCCUGCUGCAGAACCUGUGGAUCUGUCUGAUCUGCGGACACAUCGGAUGCGGUCGCUACGUCAGCCGGCAUGCUUACAAGCACUUUGAGGAAACGCAGCACACUUACGCCAUGCAGCUCACCAACCACCGGGUCUGGGACUACGCAGGAGGUAGGGGGUAAAAAAAAUGAUGUGUUUAUGUUUAGAUGAUUGUGAUUGAAGCCGCUUCGAUCGUCUUUCACCACCAGAGGGCAGGUGUGAACCUGACUGUCAGAGUCUGAUAAUGAAGUCAGCGGUUAGGGUCUCAUCACAAACCCAAGAUUGAAUUUAGACCCUUUUUUUCAAGCAGCUGAAACAUCAGGAUGUCAGGAAACAGGAUGGUUAAGAGGCAGAACUAGGUGGAUGGACUCUGGAAGCUGAAGCUGAUAAAUACUCGUGUGUUUUUGUGAUCUUUGCAUUUGUAGAUAACUACGUUCAUCGACUCGUCGCCAGUAAGACAGACGGGAAGAUGGUUCAGUACGAGUGUGAGGGCGACACCUGCCACGCCGAGAAAAUUGAUGCACUCCAGCUGGAGGUGAGAACUUUUCCUGUUCGUGGUUCCGCUCACCUAUAAAAAAACAGAGGUUUGACAGAGUCGUUUCUUUUAUCUGUGCGUAGUACUCGUACCUGCUGACCAGCCAGCUGGAGUCUCAGAGGAUUUACUGGGAGAACAAGAUUGUUCAUCUGGAGAAGGAGACUGCAGAGGAGGUAGAUGCGACACUUUAGAGCUUUAAAUCUGUGGACGGCUUCACCGAGAGUUUGUGACCUCGCUCUGUGACCUUGUCUGUUUCUUUUCACUCUCCUUUAGAUUAACAAUAUGAAGUCGAAGUUUAAGGAGACUCUGGAGCGCUGCGAUAACCUGGAGCGGCGCUUCGGUGAAAUCAGCAAAGAGAAGCAAGGUUUGGAGAAAAAGUAAGAGAAGAUCAACACUGUCUGUUUCUGCAAACCUCACAUGUAAUUCUCAAACUCUUGGGCACAGUCGUCAGAAUAUCAAGUCAAUUCAGCGCCUGAUUUUCUGAAAUGCCAAACAGAGAAAGAGGAGGGCCUGAAUGUUGUCAAGUUUACUCAACAAAAGCAGCAGAAAAAAAACCAGCUGUUUUUAAAAGGAUGAGAGGAAAGACGGUGAAAAGGCGACUCCUGUACCAUCGCAACAAACCUGAGUUGAUCAGUACGUAAGGAAGGCGGAGACUGUGUUACAGUUUUCUACAAGCUGAUCUAGUCUAAGUUCAGAGAAAUUUGCUUAAUUUAUAGAUGAACGUAGAAAAAUCCUCGAAAACUAAUGAGCAUCAAAAUAACGUUUAAAACACAGAAAGACUAUAAGACAGCUGCAUCGUCCUGAACUCUGAUAAAUUCAUAAAGAUCCUUUUCUCGUUCUCGGUGCAGCAGGACACUCUGUAAGUUCAUGAUCGUAUUUAUGAGUUAAUGAGUUAAAACUGAGUUGAAUUGCAGCGUCAGAGUGUUUUUUAACUCAGAGCUCAUGAUAGGAGAUUAUCUUCGUCUUUCUGUCUCUCUGAGAACUCUGACUGAACUGAGGAUUUCUCAUGGAGACAGAAAGAUGCGUGUGUGUCUGAUUAUGAUGACGGUACGAAAGGUGGUUGUGCUAAGACCUGUUCGAACCCAGAGUUCAGAUCGGCUGGAGACUCUGGAGGGGGGACAGUCAUGGUGUUUCUCCAGGUGUUUCACCACUUUUUGCCUUUCAGGUCAGACUGCAGGUGUGUGAAAAGUUGGUUUAGUGAAAUGGUUUAAAAAAGUUUUGGGCGCACUCCACCUUUAAUUCCUGGCAGAGACAAGCAUCUAAUGACAGAUUUGAGUAAAACUGUCAUUGAUGAGUAAGACGCAUCAUGAACUCACCUGAGUCUCAACUGUCGAGACACGCCAAAUGCCCGGCGGCUCAGAUAGUUCCCAGGAAACCAAACCUCUAACCGUUUUCAGACUUUUCACACCAGAAUCUGAAAAUCCCGCCUCUCUCUUUCUUCUUCACACUCAGGUGCACUCAGCUGAGCGGUAGGGUCAUGAAGUUGGGCCAGGAACUGAAGGAGGAGCAGGAGAUGAACCGCUGCCUGAGAGCCAAUCAGGCUCAGCUUCAGUCUCAGCUGGCCGAGGAGGAACGCAAAGGAAAAGAAAGCGGUGAGCGUGGUCGACCUCGGUCUGACAGUUUCAUGAUGGUCAGAGUUAAAGAUGAGAGACGGUGGAGAGUAUAAAGAUGGGAAGAAACACCUCUGAAGGGUAAAAUUCAACAAGCGGUUCACCAAAGGGUUCUGAUGUGGGUUUGGUUUAGGAAACAAGACCCGGGUUUGAAUCCAGCUGCACUGAGAGUCUGCGGUCUUUAUCCUGUCAUAUUUGCAAAUCACAAACAAAUGAUCUCCAUGCAGAGAGAGAGAAAGAGAGCUUAUGUGUUUGUGUAGAGUCCGUGAGACUGAGAGCUGGAAUCAAACUCUGAGGAGGAUAUCUCUCUGUCUCUAAGACGACCUCAUGGAGGAACAGUCUCCGAGUUUGUUUGUCGUAGAUCAAAGUGUUUGAAAUGACGACAAAAUGACGACAGCGUUCGACCUGCACAUGGAUCGGCCUUUAACCCACUUUACCCGAGGGGCGAUUUAAAUGUCAGCUCAGAGGUCUGGGUGGAAAUUAGAGGUUGAAAGUUUAGACAGACCUGUAUUUUCCCCUCAGAGGAGGAGGAGAGUUUAAACAAAUAUUCUGCUCUGCACGAACUCCUUAUCGACAACAUUUGAGGUCUGAAUCACAGCAGCUCUGCUGUUCUUCAUGUUUUAAGGUCAAACUUCUCUUACUCGGCUCUUUACAAGGAGAGAUUUGAUAUUUCAGUGGGAAUAUUCCUGAUCUGACUGAUCCGAAAAAAUACACAAAACUGGGAAAAAACAGAAAAAUGGAAGAAUGAUCCUUUUUUAGCUGAGUAACAAGUCUUCGUUUUGAAUUAUUCAGCACUUUUAAGGGAGAUUUGUAUAAAAUGUUGUCUAGACAAAGCUGUGAUAUUGGUUUUCUUCUGGUUCCAGUACAAACUUGACUGAAGUCCCAGUUAAUAAUACUCAUUCAGAGUCAACACAUGUUUUUUUUUAAGAGGAAAGGAUGAUUAAAAAAAGAGUUAAGACCUGAGAGGAAUCAAGAGUGUUUAAUUAACCAGGAUGAUUGUUUCUGGACUGUGGAGGAGCCCCUACUUUGGUUCAUUCAUGAAAAGGGCGUGGCUUUAAGUUACAGUCUCUUUAAGAGAGCGCACAGCUGUGUAGUCCAGGUGGGAAUGCAGAGAGCUGUGUGGUUUUCACAGCAUGUCCACGUCUGUUUGUUUGUUUUUCAGGUCUCAUCCUGCAGUUUUCCCCUGUGGUUCCGUAUAGGGCUGGGCGAUGAACUGAAAAUUUACCGAUACCGAAAUUUACGACAAUAACUGACACCAUUUUGCCCAUGUCAAUAUAUUCGGUGUCAAAAAAAUAAAUAAAUCAAAAUUGGUUUGGGUUUUGUGUGUAGGUAGGCUGUGGUCUCACGUCCCUUUAAGAUGCUGUCUUAUGUCAGAGUUGUGACUUCACCCCAUCCAGUCUGUAACAAAGAGGAAAAGACAGGUGAGGAAAUGGAGGACGGUUCAAAAGUUGUAGCUGCUGAAGUAGACGAAGUUAAAGUGGGAGGGGUUGAGCAGCUUGCAGAGUAGUUAUCGCCCAUUUAUCGUUAUCGAGGUGAACUGAUCAAUAUUUCGUGAUAUUGAUUUGAGGCCAUAGCGCCCAGCCCGACACUCACACCGAGCUGACAGAGAAUUUAAAGUCUUCAAUCUUGUCUUUGUCUCAUUAGUGAAGAGCAUUUUGUCCUCGAAAGCUCUUUUGAGGAACUUCCUGUUUCGUUUCACCUCCUCUCUUAUCAAAGCAGAGCCUCUUAUCUUCUCCUCUUUACAUGCAGGAGUAAUUUUAAAAAAGAGGAAGUCACCUCUUUUUGUCUCUCAACACUCACAUGAAUCUCUGUCUGUCGGAAACUUUGUUGAAUCUGUUUUUUCAGCUCAGAGAGAGUCUAAUGUUUUAAUCUGAGUUCUCUGUUUUUCCUCUCAGGCGAGUGUAAAGACGGGACGAUAGCGGAGCUGCAGGAGCAGCUGAGAGACGUCAUGUUUUACUUGGAGGCGCAGCAGCAGAUCGAACACCUUCCCCCGGAGGCUCGUAAUGAAAUCCAGGAAGGACAGAUCAACAUAGGGGCGAGUCCGGCUGAUGGGUCUCUGGGCCCGGCUGGAGCAGGCACCUCCUCCGUCAGAGGCCGGAGAGGCCGCGGCAGGAAGAGGAAGUAGGCGGGGGUUUAGAAUCUACUGGAACACGCUAGAGAGAAGCGCCGCCUCUCAGUUUGGACAUGUUUACAGCUGUUCACAUGUUUCUUCUUCAUCAUCAUCCUAGAAAACACUCAGAGGAGGAACGAAAACUCAGAAAAAAACACUCCUGAAGACCAGAGAGAGUCCAACACUGAUAUUUACCCGCACAGUUUCCAUCAAACCAUCAUGUAGCUUCACCUGAAAAAGAAGAAAGAAAACUUUUCUGCUGUUUCCAGAUCUAAGAAGGAGUUUCUAUUUUGAUCAUAAGUUAUUGAUGUGAUCAGAAUAAUGUUCAUUUAACCCUUUAAGAGUCGAUCUUAUCACAGUCUUUAUAUUUCUUUAACAUGUAGGAGCCGAAAGAGAGAGAAGAAGAAGCUUGUACAUGAAUGUUUAUAUUUAAAGAGAAAAUUAUGAACGAGUGUUGUCAUGUCUGCUUUUUAUUUCUGCAGUUUUAUAAGCAAAUAAGAAAAACUCAGGAGGAGUGAAACACCGAAAUCUGAAGGGGGACAGUCCAGGGACAGAGUUGAGACAGGAGCCAGAGCAGACCCCAGCAGAGUCAGGUAGUCUGUAGGGAGGAGCAGGAAGCACGUUUACCCUUUCACCUGUAGGUCAGUGAUUCUUCAGAUACAGGUGUUACUACAGCAGCAUAAACCACCUGAGGGGAUUAUUCACAUCAUCUCCUCUAUCUUAUAAACUAAAAAUAUUCCCGAUCAUUUGCAUCGGAGAGGAAAAUAAAGAGGAUUUGUUUUGCAAAUUGCGGCGAAGCUUCUGUGUAUUUAUAGUUCCAGUGAGCGGUAAACUUCCAGCUUCUGAAACAGCAGAAACACAGCUCUUGUCAAUCUGAAGCAGCCGCCUGUGUCACUCUCUAAUGUGAGCCGUAUGUUUUGACCCAGAUUACAGUUUCAUAUUUUCUUUUUCUUUUUUUUUUUUGUGAGUAACAUCUGUGUUCCCACAACAAAGCAGAGACAUAGAAACACUUCACAGUCGCCGCCGCCGCCUCCUCGCUCUGGCAGAGAAACCACACGAGGGUGACGUCACCUUCAGAGAGUUUUUCCAGGCGCUCUUACUCAAAUCCAGAUCAUUAAACCAACAAAAACUGAGGAAUUAUUGGAUAGAGAGGGCAAAGAAAGGAAAAGUCAGCUGGUUUAACAGACUUUCUCUUUAACUCUUAUCUGUAAAAAACAGCAAAGUUUUCUCAUCACUGAUUGACUGCAUGUAAAAAUGGACGACAUGCUCCCAUCUGCCCAUUGUGGGGAAAAAAAGUGAAGCCAAAAUUCAGCUACAGUUGGAGGUAAAAUAGUGUUUUUGGAUUCUUCACACAAAUUGGGUCAACCAAUAAAACCUCAAAGAUCCAUCAGGUGGGUCCACAAGAAACAGAUCUUAAUUUAAAAUAAGAUUUAACAAAAGAAACAGGAGCCGUAUCAGAGAAAACUGGAAAAACCACGUUUCAUCUGUUAACAUGGAGGAGGCAGACUUUUCCCACCUCCUCUACUUUAGUCACCUGUGUGUCAGACCCCCUCAGCAGGUUAGGACUUCAGGAGAAGAACCGGGGUCUGGUCCAGACUUUAAGAUUUCAGCCUGUUCUGGGUUUGUUUAAGUUAAACAAAUCCUCUUUAAAUACCUCGUCCAUCAUGAGUGGAGUGUGAACAGCUGUUCGUGUCACGUUUUCAGACAUAUACCUUCCUGUUUAUGGUGUACGCCUCAACUUCUGUCCUGUAAACAAAGCAGCAUCUUGUUUUGAAAACAGGAAAUCAAGCUGUGACCUUCAGGGUCCUGAAUGGCCUCUUUUAGCUGACCUCACUGAUAUUCUGAGACUCUGCUGAAAUCUUUUUCUGCUGUCUAACCUCCAGGACAGUUUCAUGAUUAAUAAAACGAUCUUUUUGGUGAACUAGUGAGGAACAAAGUGAGACAUUUAGUAGGUCACACCAUGGGAACUAGCUUUCACACCUUCUGAAUCGAGCUAAAAUUAGAAAGUAUUGGUUUUUGCAGCUUUAAUUCUGAAUGAGUCUGCAGGAGUCUGUCUGACUUUGACUUUGCGGCUGUUUUCUUCAGUGACUGAUCUCCUGCAGUAGAAAGAGUUUACUCACAGCAGUCUGUUCAACAUAAACUAUGUACAGACAAUGAGCUGAUGAGCCGCACAGAAGGAAGCAGCUCUGACUUCCUCUUUAGAAACUCUAUUAGAGACCAGACCGCUUCCUUUUCGCAUCAUCAGCACUGAUAUUGAUCUACCAUCGAUCAUGAGGUCAGAUCAUAAAUCAUAAAUGGAGGAUGAUGAAACGAGUUUGAACAGGUUUAUUUAUUCGUUUCUUUUUUGACCUUUAAUUAAUCCACUAUUGUUUUUUCAGUUUAUUUUUUACCUGAGUAUAAUCCAAACACUGUCCCACGCCUCUUUGUCUCAUGUUAUUCUCUCUAGUGCAGCCCUUUUAUGGCCCCGCCCAUACGCCAAAGCCC